Molecule: messenger RNA, 2947 nt
Organism: Bacillus rossius redtenbacheri
Lineage: Eukaryota; Metazoa; Arthropoda; Insecta; Phasmatodea; Bacillidae
Product: p53 and DNA damage-regulated protein 1
Exons: 2
Coding region: 1770-2786 (338 amino acids)
Molecular function (GO): nucleic acid binding; protein binding
Source: RefSeq, a predicted model, not a curated record
UCCGGAAAAUUAGUAUACACGAGUUGGUGAGAAUUACCUUUAAUCUAGUCCCGCUACAAAACACUCUCACCAACACUUGGCGACGUCUAGCCGUUACACAAUUAACACAGAAAAAACAUAACACUACGCGACACUAAUGGUUACCGCGGCAGUCUCGCGGGACGCGGGUCGAUGCUCGCUGGAGACGGCCAGCGCCGAACAUUAACGGGUGCAGGGGGGGCUCUAUGAGCGGGCUCCUAAAUUCGGCGAAACACUUACGUGAGUGAUACGGUCUGAAGCGCGGUAUCACGAUGAAGACGGUCGGGAUAGGCCCGGUUCCGUAAAAUACGCGCCGAGUCGACGUGGGCAGCUUAUGAAUUAAUAAUAGGUUAAAAUUUAAAUAUUUAGUGCAGAAUAAAAUGAUAACAGAAAGAAAACUUGGAUGCUGCCCACGGACACACGUCUGUUCCCGGCGCGGAGUGGUUCGAGACUGCAGGACAUGGCCGCCUCGCAAGGAAGUGAAACUUUCUCUUCUUUGUGAGUCGGCGUCAAAAAACUUAUAUUAACUUAAUUUGCUCUAUUAUAAGCUAAAAACACGUUCCAGGUGCUCAAUUAAAAGGUAGCACCUGGUAAUUGUGUGCUUAAGGUUUAACAACUGUUUUAUAGUAGUAAUUAAUUAUUUGAAUUGUGGCAUCAAGUUGGCGACUGUAAAUUUAUCAACAUAUUGUCUCACUGUGAGCCGUUUUAGUUGGAUUUCUUCUAAUCUGACACGAUCAUAGUCACGGGCAUUUUAAUUAAGGCCAGUGGCCGCGGUGACUGUUAAUGAGGUUUGUUGUCUAUUGAGGUCACGCCCGGGGCGCUCGCCUGACUCAAUCCGGCUGGGCAAGGGGCGCGCUCCGAAAACGGGAUACGGUACUGGCGGUGCGGAGCACGGGCUUAAAGGCCAUGGUCGGUACGACGUCAAUUUAUUGUCAUAUUCAUCUACUGAAAAAAAAGUGAAGUGUUAGGUUGUGUUUUAAUUUUUGUCUUCAACAAUUUAGUGCUGUUUUUAUUUUAUCAAAAUCUCAAGAUGAUUAUAGCUUACUUUUUUGCAUCAGAAUAUAUUCACUAAAUCAAACUAGGUAAUGUUAAAAUGAGCUUAUUAGAACAUAUUUUAUUCAGGUGACAUCUACCAGAUAAUAAAAUUUGAAAACAAAUUACUACUAAAGAAAAUGUUCUAACCUUACUGAAGGGAUUUUUGAAUAAUUCUCCAUGUGUUGCUUAACCUCAUGGACAAGUACUUAGGGGCCCGAUUUUGGCUGCCUAAAUUAAGCUACGCCUAAGAUCGGUAGGAGUUACUUAACCUGAAACGAUUCUAUGUGCUGGUAAGCCCUUACAUAAGCAUUAAACAACCCUUAAAAGUUAGGCAAAACCGGCCUUAAUUCUUAUAAGCUCGUGUAUGAACUACAAUUAUCGCAAAUACAAAAUCCAGUAUUUUAUGGCUAAACAGAUACGUUCCAAGGCCAAAUUAACUUGCAAGAAGUGAAGUGCUUUUUUUUCUUCUAUGGAACGUGAUUUAUUGACAAAUGAUUUUUUCAAGAAAAUUAACGACAUUUUUGUUGUGGUGAUUUUAUGAUUUGCUUUGUACGUUUUGGAGAAGAUGUACGUUUAAAGAAGAAAAGUUGUUAUAUAAACACUGCUAUCUCCUGUCUUGCUGAUGUGUCAUGGCUGGAGGAAAUGACACAGUGGGUGGUGAGUGUUUGUUUUAAACCGAACCGUCACUGGUUCAUUCAGCAGGAAUAUUGAAGACAAUGGAACUUCAUCCAAAUUGGAAUGCACUUGCGACAGUUGAUUUUAGGUGGAAGAGAUUUAUUAAAGAAGGAUGUAAUGAAAAUCGUGGAAAUGCGUGUGAAGCAAGUGGCACAGUGCCUGUUGAUCAGCUGACGGGACAGGAAGCAAGAGCUACAUACGAAGAAGUGAUAAAAGAACCUGUCAAUAACGUUCGUGUCCGAAAGCACUUUGAGUAUCCGGCGAGCAUUAUCAAAGAAAACAACAGGCUUCCUUUUAGGCAUGCCGACAGACAGCUUUGGAAAACUCGUGUGAUGAAAUUCGCGGAAUUAAACGACGUCAAAGGUCUUCAGGCGAUGCUAGCAGAUUUUAACGAUGUAAACUUCACCGACAGUUUUGGUUGGACUCCGCUGAUGUGUGCCGCAUGUGCGGGUUCUGUUGAUACUGUUCAGUUUCUGAUUGAGUCAGGAGCUGAUGUCAAAGUGAAAGAUAAAUGUGGCAACACUUGUUUGUCCCUCGCAAAGAAAAAAAAUCAUACCUCUGUUGUAGAAGCCAUAGUAUCAAAGACACCAAAAAGAACUAAGGUGGUGAAAGACUGUAAAGAAAUUGAACUUAAUGAAGAAUUUUACUGUGAAUUGUGUAAACAGACAUUUCACGAAACGUCAAGGCAAAAACAUUCUUCAUCCACAGUCCAUUUAUUAAAUAGCCAACCGCCCCUGGCUUCGAAAACUGUCUACGGUAUACCUGAAAGCAAUAGAGGGUACCAGAUAUUGCUGAAAGGUGGAUGGGACAGAGAAAGAGGGCUAGGUCCAAAUGGUACAGGCCACAAGUACCCCUUGAAAACGGUUCUAAAGCAAGACAGGGAGGGUUUAGGGGCUAGAGUAGUUCGACCGAAAGUAACACAUUUUCAGCCGAGAGAUACUGCUGCUGUAAGAGUCGAAAGCCAGAAGAAAGUUAAGAAACGACAUCGAGAAACAGACUUCCGCAGGGAACAGCACAAAGAACGACAGUUCAGAAGGGAGUUCUAUUCAUCUCUUUGAAAUAUCUUUGUUUGGGCAAAGAUUUCAAAAUGCUAAAAUUAUUAGACGGACCUGGGCCUUCUGGGGGACGUGCAGCAGAACCUGAAGUACCUGUCGGAGGUGGAGGCCCUGGCCGAAGAGAUCCUGGUUGACCGCAGCGAGAUCGUGUCCCUGGACCGCCG